CCAGUGGAUAGCUCAGAGUUUAAAACAUAAGAGAUGACUUUCUGGCCUACAUCAAGCAAGAAAAUGAAGACUUCACAGAGGCCACUGCUUCUUAUUUUCGGGAUUUGCAUUUUCUCAUUGCAGUGGAUUCUGACCCAUCAGCAAGCCAAUGUGGCCUUAGGAGGAAUAGCAACACAAUCUUCUACAUACCCUCAGUAUGCUGCUUUUUGUGCUAUUGAUGGCAACAGAGAAACUAACGCAUAUACCCACCCAUGUUCACACACAAAUUCUGAGAAUAACCCAUGGUGGAGAGUGGAUCUGUUGACGGUGUAUGCCAUUAGCAAUGUAAUCAUCACUAACAGAGGCGACUGCUGUCCAGAACGGAUAAAUGGUGCUGAGAUCCACAUUGGCAAUUCCUUAAUCAACAACGGCAACAACAACCCCAGAUGUGUUGUUAUCUCUUCCAUGCCUGCUGGUGCCUCUGUAAACUACACCUGCAAUAUGCGGGGUCGUUAUGUGAAUGUGUUCAUUCCCGGUUUUAGCCGGAUUCUCACACUCUGUGAAGUGGAAGUCUAUGGGGUUGCAGUUAAGAGGGCAUUUCUGAAAUUAAAGCUUAACAGCAGCGAGGAUCUCAGCAACCCUACCACGAGGGACAAAGUUCUUCAAAAGAUCAAAUCUGCCAAUGACCAGUCAUCUGAAUUUAAGAUUUGUUGGACAAAGGAACCAGAACUGGAAACUGAAACUAUAUGUCAAGCAAGUUAUAAAUCUGAAGAUAUCUUUAAAUUUGAUCAGAGAAUGGAGAAUUCACAAAGGCCCAUGCUUCUUUUUGUAGGGAUAUGCAUUUUCUCAAUGCAGUGGAAACCGUCCUAUCUGCAAGUCAAUGUGGCCUUAAGAGGAAUAACAACACAAUCUUCUACAUACAAUACCUAUACUGCUAACCUUGCUAUUGAUGGCAGCAGAGAAACUAACACAUAUUUAGACUCAUGCACACACACAAAUUUUGAGAAUAACCCAUGGUGGAGAGUGGAUUUGUUGGCGGUGUAUAACAUUAGCAAUGUCAUCAUCACUAACAGAGGUGACUGCUGUCCAGAACGGAUAAAUGGUGCUGAGAUCCACAUCGGCAAUUCCUUAAUCAACAACGGCAACAAUAACCCCAGAUGUGUUGUUAUCUUUACCAUGGCUACUGGUGCUUCUGUAAGCUACACCUGCAAUAUGCAAGGUCGUUACGUUAACAUCAACAUUCCCAGGGUUAGCCAGAUUCUCUCACUCUGUGAAGUGGAAGUCUAUGCUGUUCCAGUACCUUUUACUAAGAGGGCAUUUCUGAGAAUAAAGAUUAACAGCAAUGAGGAUCUCAGCAACCCUACUAUAAAGGACAAAGUUCUUCAAAAGAUCAAAUCUGCCAUUGCCCCAUCAUCAGAAUUUCAGGUCUCUUGGACAAAGAAACCAGAACUGGAAACUGAAACUUGAAAAAGGGUAGGAAGAGAAGAAGGAAAAUACACUGAUCCAAUGAUUUCAUAGACCCAUUUGCACUGACUCACUUGUGACUCUGAUCUUUAUGGGCAACAUUUUUCCCCCUUCCAACCCAUUAACUGACUGUUCAUUUAUUGCUCAUUAUGUCACACCCUUGGACAGGCGCCUUGGUCUGCAUGGUCUCUGAACCAUCUACAAAGUAAUCCACAUUUGCAUCUGCAAGAGGUGUUGACUCAAGGUCUGGUGAAAGCGAAACAGUAAGCUACACAGACAAGUGGGCAACCUUCAAAUUCUAAAAGAAUUAUAUCAGCAGGAUACAAGUUAUGAAUAGGCUGGAAUGCAUUCCUGAGUCAAACAAAUCUGACGUUUUAUUAGUUCCACUACUUGCUGAUGAGUAUAAAUGAUAACUGGAUAGACCAUAGUUAAAGUAGAUGCUAUAAUAUAGUAUGAAAUCUUAUUUUAAUACAACUGAAGCAUAUCCAUCUGUUCUAUUUGCUAUGCACAAAUGGAAUGGUUUAUUGUAAUCUGGGGUAGCUAGUGUAGGUGCAGUCUGAUGUUCCUUUUGAAUGGAUGGCUAGGAAUAUAUCACUGUUCCAUUUUAGAGACGAAUGCAAAUUCUAUUGUCCAGCUUGCUUCAUAAUUUCUUUUAGUGGUGUCAUUUUCACUACAUAGUCCUCUAGUUAGUCUGAGCUGAAACCUGUCAUACCAAGAAAAGUCAUCAUUUGUCCAACACUCUGAGGCAGUUGGGCCUUUAUUAUUCCUUCUAAGUGGGUUGUUCCUUGUAAGUGGGUUUUUGCUGUGGUUCCAUAUGCAAACAAGCGGCCUAAAUAUUUAAACUGUGGCUGAAAGUUUCGGCGCUAAGUGUCCUGUGUUUUUGUGUUGUCUUUUUUGUACUUAUUGUUUUUGCACUGUCUUGUCGUUGCUUUGUUUGCACCUAGCUGCACGCUUUGCACUUUAUGUGGCUUGGACAAAUGUGUUGUUUUUUGUGUUUAUAUGUUGUAUGUUUAUGUAGCACCAGGUCCUGGAGAAACGUUGUUUCAUUUCACUAUGUACUGCGUCAGCUAUAUGUGGUUGAAAUGACAAUAAAGCUUCUUGAAUCUUGAGUUUAGUCUUGGAUACCAUAUGCCAGCCCUAUGCCAAUUUGUUUAACACUUUAACAGGGUCUCUAUGAUCUAAUUGGCAUUUUGAUUUACCUGCUUUGGAAUGUUACAAAACUGUUUCUGUUAAUACCAGAAAUAAUUCAAUGGUUUUUUAAUAUCUAGUGUUACAUCAGGAUGCUGGCUUCGGUUCGAGUGGAUUGCUCCCAGAAGCCUGCCACAGCUCAGUCCUCCUGUUGUUAUUAUCCAUGAUUAACCAAGGUGCAAAGAUCAAGCCAAGCAGUUCAGACAAAUACUACACAGCUCUUGAGAAGUGAAUCCUUACAUACAUUUACAGUUUUUUUCUGCUUUCCGAACUUACGAUCGAUAUACAUUCAUAUGUAAGAUCAUAUAAGUUCUCACACACACAAAGUCCCAGUGAUUAUACCUUUUAUUAAUUCUGAUGCUUGAUGUAAACUUUACCUGAAGCUCUUGACCUGUAACUGCAUGCUUUACUGCAUUGCUUUGAUUUAUAGUUACAUUCUGAUUGUGUUUCCUUGGUUGGUCCUGAUCCAUGAAGUGAAUGUAUACUCAAUGAAGAAUUGCAGUGAAAGCUCCCUGUGAAUUAUGAACAGUCUGUUUGUCCAAAGCUUGUAGAUGACAUCUGUGGGCUUUAUGUGUAAUAUACAAAUAUAAUCACUUGGUUCCAGCUGUUUUAUGAAAAAUAUUUUUAAAGCAGCACUUAAAUUGUUCUUUUGAAUACUAUUAUGGCAUAACCUAUGAGGAGGGGAUUUGGUUGUACAAUGUGAUUUGAAGAGAUUAACACUUGUAUUAAAUCUGCUUAGAUUCUGUCUCAGUGGCACAACUAUGAAAAAAAAAAAACCCUAAAA
Molecule: messenger RNA, 3415 nt
Organism: Hemibagrus wyckioides
Lineage: Eukaryota; Metazoa; Chordata; Actinopteri; Siluriformes; Bagridae
Exons: 15
Coding region: 34-1446 (470 amino acids)
Source: RefSeq, a predicted model, not a curated record